Daldinia caldariorum is the source of this 5130-nucleotide messenger RNA. RefSeq lists its product as uncharacterized. Gene Ontology annotation, molecular function: protein binding; zinc ion binding. Bases 1 to 5130 code for a protein of 1709 amino acids. The transcript has 9 exons. The record is from RefSeq and is a predicted model, not a curated record. Lineage: Eukaryota; Fungi; Ascomycota; Sordariomycetes; Xylariales; Hypoxylaceae.
AUGGACUUGGAAGUUGUAGUUGAUCCAUCUAUAGAACCCUCUAUUGACUUCGUGUUCGUACACGGGUUGACUGAAUUUCGAGACGAAGCUGAGGACGACUCUAAACCAAUUCUCAAUGAUGAUAGCUGGAUUCUCCGUCGGCUUCCCAAUGAUUACCCUGGCUGUCGGGUCUCUAUAUUCAAUUACGCCAAGAGAAAACGAUUUGAGACCGUUUUCACUCCCGAAGGUGCAAAGGCCGAGACCUUGAGGCUCCUCGAUAAUCUACUGAGCUUUAGGGAAGACCCAAAGACUAGGGGUAUGGUGCUUAUAGGACAUGAUGUUGGCGGCAUCCUGAUCAAGAAUGCGCUUGUGUAUGCAUAUCAACGCCUUGGAAAGUACGGGAGUGUCUUCUUCUCAGUCAGCACGAUAGUAUAUCUUGGAUGUCCACACGAAUAUACCAACCUUACUAAGCUACGGGAAGGUCUUGUUAAGCUACUCCAGAAUAGCCAUUCAACGAACUCAACAGAAGAAUAUGCAUGGGAACUCGCGGGGUUCCUACCCGAUUUAAUAGCUGAGGCCGGUAGUCAUUUUCGAGAUUUAAGUAUCUCAAUGGCUGCAACAACCAUAAAUGUGUGUUCCAUCCAUGAGAACCAGUCGACAUGCGUUUUUGAUGAACCCGGGCUGAUGAACUUGCGUCCAUCUGAAGCCACCUAUGUCAUAAAGCCGUCGACACAUAGCGAACUACUAUCACGAGAUGAUGCCUUUGAACACAUAGUAAAACUAUUAAAGCCGGACUUAUUACGUGACCAGGACAUCAGGAGACAUAUUUGGGAACUCACGUUACAAGCACCACCCCCGGCUACCCCUGAAUUAAUGCUCUGCAAUUCGCUGUGGCUAGAGAAAAUAUUGGAUGAUAAAGCAUUCUUAGAUUGGAAAACCAAACAAUCACCGACCUACCUCUUAGUUCAGUGUCAAUCGCGAGAUACUGCAGCUUCGGUAGGUAACACAAUGUUCUCCCAUCUUGGUGAUAAACGUAUAGAAGGCGCCGAUGUUGUUUGGCUCUACUUCGCAUUUUCGCUCUUGGACCGUCGGUAUGGCACAGCGGAGGCAGUGCUGUACUCUUUUUUGGGUCAGCUUAUCGCUCAGCUCCGGUAUGGCGACCAAGAGACACUAUUCUCUAAUGCCUUUACAAGUUGGCAUGAGAGAUAUUCAGUGUUCGGUACCUUUACCUUGGAAGAUUUAUUUUCCUUGUUUCAUGAAAUCCUGCUGCUACUCGACUCCCAUGGCCAUGGCAUUACGUGUGUCCUCAGCAACUUUGACGAAAAUGUUGCCUCUUAUGAGCGCUUGGUGGACAUGUUUAAUGAAUUGGCCAACGAAUGCGAGAUAAACUUCAGGAUCCUUGCAACACAUGCAGAUGAACCUACGAAACAAGACUGCUGCUUGAAGUGGGCACGUAUUAGUCUUCCCGAAAAUUUUCAUGGGUCGGGCCAUAUUGAAAUCGAUUUGCCUAUCCAGACAACCAAAGAGAUAACUAAGGACUUCGAACAAGAGUUAGCGCUUAUACGGCUGAUUAAAGAGCGUCCGAACACUUACGGAAUUGCGGCACGGAUUGACGACCUCUUGCAGAAGUUUAGCAAAGACAAGAAACUAUGCAAAGUCGUCCUGGGGUGGCUUAGAACUUCUGACUUAACCUUGCUGACCAACUCCAUACUUGUGCCAGAAAGGGAGAUCGCAAGGAUCCUCCGUUUAGUGCUUCAUGCUGUCAGACCCUUGACUAUUACGGAGUUUCAAGACAUUUGGAUAGUUUCUGGGAUAGGCCAAGCGAAGGAAGGUAGCAUUACCACAAACUGCCGUCCGCCCGAGGGCAUUACUUUACUGUCAUGCGGCUUGCUCGAACCACAAGGGAACGAAGUUGGCUUUGCGCACCCGUUUAUUCCUAGCAUCCUAUCCAAGUCCCUACGCAGAACCGGACACGAAGAAACUCGUGAGCAUGAUCAUCAAGAGAUUAUGAAUCUGUGUCUAAAGUAUAUAACCUCCUCAAGAGGUCGGGAUUUAUCAACAGCUGAACUUCAAACAGAAGAAAAUGGUCUAAUUUUAAGACAUCACUUCCUUGCCUAUGCUGUACAAUAUUGGCCUCGCCAUGCGGUACUGUCGGGGAUAGAAUGGUGCUCAACUAACCCCCAGAUUCAAGAAUUCUUGAAAGAUCAGGAAUUGCAAGCUACCUGGGCUAAGUUAUAUUGGGCUCUGGCAAACCCACUCUCCCAUAUCCAUCAACCAAGCGUCCGUCCAGAGUAUAUCUUUGCGAUACAUGGUUUAAGCGCUCUCCUAAACUUCUCCAGUACUGGGGUAUUGGCUACUUUGAAGGACCACGAGCUGGUUAAGCUACUUGAAUACGCCUCGAAAGCAGGCCAACGAGAAGUAGUACAGCAUCUACUAAACCUACCAUUUCAAAAGAUUGAAAUACUGGAUAGUACAAUUCUGGCAGCUUUCCACUCAGGAGACGAGCAGAUCAUAUCAGGGCUGAUAGAUUUCGCGUUAACAACCCCCAAGAUGAUCAACGAUCCAUACAAAUUGCUGUGUCGAGCUGCUUCAUUGAAUCACAUUAUAACGGUGGAAAAGUUGAUCCCGCUAGCGAAACAGAAAGGAGUUCCGGAUACCAUCAGUCAUUGCAUAUCCGUCCUUCAGCAUGCAUGCGCAAGAAAUAAAUACGAAGUCAUCGAGAUCAUUAUUAAGAAUGAUCUUGUGGUUUCUCACGCAGACAUUUGGACUUCGUUGCAACUUGCUUGCAAAUAUUCCAGCCCUCAUGCAGUUACACUUCUGCUAAAUGCGGCUGUUGAGCGUAGUCAGCCCGAUAUGAAACAGGAUUACAAGAAUUUGCUCGAUAUCACCAUCAAAUUUGGAAAGUUUUCCAAUUUCAACGUCAUCUUGAAGAGGCCGGAACUUGCUGGACUGAAAAGCGAGCUUGUCAUAGCUAUGCUGGACGAAGUCAUCACAACAAGGCAUAUUAAGUGUGGCCAAAUACUGAUGAGCUGUAUUAAGGGGUCAAUUAAUCCGGAGGAAGAGGACUAUAGGUCAAAAGUUUCUCGAACGAUCGAAAGAGAGCUUGAUCCGCUUUUUGAACAGUUGCUAACAGUAGACGGAGCGCUCUCGGAGACAAAUUUGAAGUCAUUUAUCGAGUUUGUAUUUCUACAUGGAAGCAAGCUCCCUGUGUUUGAACACAUAGUUAGCUUAGCCUCUAAGCUUACUUUCAAGGAUGAAAUAUUGAAAUUUUGCUUCCAUAGGGCUGUGGUGAAUAACAGGGAGGACUGCGUACGACAUCUUAUUCAUAUUGGAGCCGAUAUUGACAACCGUUUCGGCGGGGGAACACCUCUCUAUUUCGCGGCAUAUUUCCAACGCAUAGAAAUUGUCCGGCUACUAAUUGAGAAUGGGGCCAGCAUCACAAUAUGUAGUGAUGGUGAACAAUGGAGCCCCCUUCAUGCAGCUUACGACAGCGCUGAGAUUUCACGCAUGCUCCUUGAAGCCGGAGCGGAUGUGAACGCGAAAACUACGACAAAAUUCACGCCGCUAGAUAUUGCUGCCAGUAAUGGCUUUGGGGAUACUAUAAAGGUCCAUCUGGAAUUCGAACCUAGUAUAGAGUCGAAACAAAAUGCCCUCCUCUCAGCACUUGACAAUAAUAACGAAGGAUCCGUAAGGCUCCUCCUCGAUGCCGAAACCGACCCCCGAAAGUCACCAGACGAGGGGCGUUUAGAAUUAGAUCGUGCCGUUUCCACCAAAAAUCCUACAAUUGUUAGAAUGCUAUUAGAAUAUGGCAUAUCCUUAGAAGGUAGCGAAAGUACACAGGGAAAGUCGUCUCUAAGCGUUGCUGCAGGGAUCCUAAAUCCAGAAGACGGGUUUUCUAUUAUCAAGCUUCUUGUCAACAGAGGCUCAAACAUUGAAAGCAUAGACGGAUACGGUCUCACGCCUCUUUGCAGAUUAGCCAUGAAAGGCCAUAUAGGGGCAGCUAAAUAUCUACUAUCAAAAGGAGCCAAGAUAGAUAUUCAGUGCGGUCAGUAUGGCGGUCCGUUGAUUCAAGCAUGUUUCUGGUCAUCCUUGGACAUGGUAAAGCUUCUGUGUGAACACGAUGCUGAUGUUAAUAUCACUUGUCCUGGGAUAGAGCAAUCUCCUCUACAGGCAACAUUAUAUCGUAAUCAAGACGACGAAAAGGACAAGAUUAUUACAUAUCUCAUCAACGAUGCCCCUAACAGGGUAGAUAUCAAUCAAUCAGGUCCAUUGUGGGGAGUAUCCCUCAAUUUAGCUUCUCUGAACUCCAACAUUGAUAUUAUGAAGCUUAUAAUCAAUGGCGAGGGUGUGGACGUCAAUGUCUCUGAUGCCAUGGGCAGAAAGCCGAUACACUUCGCCUUAUACCGCUCUAGAGAGAGAGUUGAGCUACUUCGUCAGCAUGGAGCUCAGUUACUCGAUCGCGACAGCAUGCAAAGAGGCUCGCUUCACUUUGCUGUCCUUAGUGGAUCUUUGGACCUGGUCCGAUAUGUUCUCGAUGAAGGCAAGGCCGAACAACUCGUCGAUCAGAAGGAUAUCGACGGGUGGACACCAUUACUUUGGGCUUUGCGCAUCUGUCCACGAUGGCAGACAGAAACGUUAUUCGAGUUCCAAAGAUUGGAAAUCAUAGAGGAACUGCUAGAGAGAGGAGCGGAAUUACAGGUUUCUGGAUCGGGGCUAGACAGAACCUGGAACGCGUUGAAACUUGCUAAGUUCUGCGGAUUACCGAGAGAAAUUAUCGACGUCUUGGAGGGAAAGGGUCGUAAGCCAUUGACAGGUAAACUUCGACCAAGAUGGGAUAGGACGUCACGGGCAACAAGAAAAGGCCAACUAGAGGGUUGUGAAUGGUUCUGUGACGCAUGUCUAACAUGUCUGAUUGGAGUGUAUUACUGCUGUAAUGAGUGCCCUAACUUCGGCUUAUGCUUCAAAUGCUAUCGUUCGAGAGAUAUAGUGCACCCGGACCAUAGCUUUAGCGGAUUAGGAAAUGAAUAUGAACCUAUCAGCGAAGACGACGAGGAUAGUGAGAAUAACGACAACGGAAAUAGUGAAAUUGAAGCCGAAGCCAUAGGAAUAGGGAUGGGCGAACAAGGCGUCAGCAAAGAGGAGGAUUCUUAG